This is a messenger RNA of Teleopsis dalmanni, 1095 nucleotides long. RefSeq names its product mediator of RNA polymerase II transcription subunit 30 (gene MED30). Gene Ontology annotation, cellular component: mediator complex. Gene Ontology annotation, molecular function: transcription coregulator activity. The record is from RefSeq and is a predicted model, not a curated record. Gene Ontology annotation, biological process: positive regulation of DNA-templated transcription. NCBI's taxonomy places the organism in Eukaryota, Metazoa, Arthropoda, Insecta, Diptera, Diopsidae. The coding region runs from base 81 to 974 and encodes 297 amino acids. The transcript has 2 exons.
AUUAUUUGUCAUUUCUAAACACUGGCAGAAUAUUGUCAUUUGAAGUUAAAACAAAAAAGCUGCAUCUGCAAUAAGUAAAAAUGUCCGGUCAAUAUCCAAGUAAUUAUAAUAACCCACUUGGUGCGAGUCAUCGAAACCAAUUUAAUCAGCAACAGCAAAUGAUUAAUCCGAUGAAUCAAAUGCAAAUGGGUAACUUAUCUCAAAACCAUCCAAUGAAUAUUGGUGCAAACAUGCAAGGAGGUGGUAUGUUGCCCAACAUGACCGGUUACAACCAAAAUACUAUGAUUCAACAAACACAACAACAUGCAAUGUCUGGAAUGGGUGUGAUGAAUCCAGUUGGAAUGCCACAACAAAUUAUGCCGCAUCAACAAAUGCAAAUGCAACAGCAGCAGCAACAACAACAACAGCAGCCGCAACCACCACCACAAACAACGUCAAUGGGAGUACUAUCAGGUGGGAAUUUACAUCAACAUCAUCAUCAAGCAGCUCCAGGUCCAUCUGCAACUUCAAUACAGAUGCCAACACAGACAAAAGAAAUAAAUAUUGUAUCGCUAUCACGUUUAGGGCAAGAAACAGUACAAGAUAUCGCAUCACGUUUUCAAGAAAUAUUUGGUGCAUUGAAAAUAAUUCAACCAACUGCAAAUCGCGAUGAAAUUACUGUCAAAAAAGUGCAAGAACAUUUUCGCACAAUAAGGCUUCUGUUUAAACGUGUACGUAUUAUAUAUGAAAAAUGUAAUGAUGGCUAUUCACAAGGAAUGGAAUAUGCUCAUGUAGAAAGUCUUAUACCAUAUAAAGAUGAGCCGGAACAUCGCAACGAAGCUACACAAUGUGAAGAAUAUCGUAAGGCUUUACAGGAAAAUCAAGAAUUAAUUGAAACGGUCAAGUUAAAGAAUCGUCAAUUACGCGAAAUAAUUGAUCGUACCAGAAUUAUAAUAUGGGAAAUAAAUACUAUGCUUAAUAUGCGACGCUCCUAGAUCCUUAUAUCUCAAAUAUAUAUAUUAUAAACACCUAGUUAAGUUUUAACAAAUAUGUGAAAGAGCGGCUGUGUAUAUAAUUUACUCACAAUAUACAAUCUGUAAUCUUUAUUAAAAAUAA